AUGGCAUUACCUGUUGCAACCUUGCUCUACAUGAGCUGCAACCUUGAAGACAACGCAGGCGAUGAAGGCGACGAAGUGAGCAGUUUGACCACCGCCGCAAUCCAGCCAUCAGCCUUGACCAAGCUGGAGCGAAACCCUAUCGCGAACUUUUCCGACAGGUCCGAAGAGGCCCUCAAACCCCGAGCCUCCAACCCCAUUCCCACCCCGCACGCAUUGCCGCUGUCUUUCAGCUCUGAGAGACCGCACAUCCAUACGCAGAGGAGGGCCCCGUAUCUCGCUCGGGGCCCAGGCUGGCUGGUGUUUUGUGCCAUGCCCUUGAGGCUCGCAGCGCUCUCCUUGCUGGCGGCGGCUUCCGCUUCCAGCUGCUCCAAGGGCCUAGGUGAGGAAUCUUCGCUGCUGCAGCGCAUCUCCUUGGAAGGCGACGAAGUCAAGUCGGAGUUCCAGGCGUCUGAGGCUCAGGUUCAGGCGGCCCCCCUUCUUGUCAUCCAUGCCGGCGUCCACAAGACUGGAACCACGGCUACCCAGUUUGCCUUGAAGAAAUGCCAGACCUGGGCGGAGCACUUUGGCAUCACUUCCUUGGUCAGCAAGAAGGAAAAAGCCAUCGCGAACCACAACUUCCUGGUGCACCUUUCUGAGCUUGCGAAGAGCCCAGUCCCCCGCUUCAAGGAAGCCUACGACUGGCACAACGAGGAGACCUUCAACGAGACUUGGGCCAUGCUGCAGAAGUGCGAGGAAGCGCAUCACAAGGGCAAGCCUUGCAAGGCCGUGAUUUCAUCCGAGCUGUUUACAGAGGCAGCGUUGCCUGUUUGGAAGCUUUUCCUGCAGCAGCUGAAGGGCUGGAAUGUGCGGGUGUUCAUCAUGCAGCGCGACUACAACUCCUGGCUCCGGGCACUCUAUGGCGAGUACCACAGGUCCUACAUGCUCGACACCGCAAGCAAUCCGAUGCCCCUCUUGGAGUUCAUUACGCAGGGCCCGGGGGCCUUCUUCUCCGCCGAGAGCCUUCUGCACAGAGUCAAGGCAGCCUUCCAGGGCCUCUGCGGAACCAAGGCCGGACCACUGCACUGCUCGGUGAAAGGUGCCUCCUACGAUCAUUUCUUGUCCCAGAACAGGGACCAGUACGAAUUCCUCAUGCUCAACCUGACCAUGAACCUCACCGGCAAUGAGUUCAACCGCGUCAACCAGAGUCUCUGGAAGUACUGCUCGAAGCGCAGCCACAGCAAUCCCUCGGCGAAGAACGCCACGGUGGGCGUUGGCAUUGUGCGUCUCUUGGCCAACGACCACAUCGCCAAUGGCUGCACUCUGCCAUUCAAGCUGACGGCCUUCAACGGCUCCAUCUUGCAUCUGGCCCAGGAGGGCAACAUGCCCACGCAGUGCAUCGACGCGAAAUCCCUGGUCAAGGAUGACGCCGAGAGGUGGUUCGCAGUGACGGAGGGCACUGCUCCCACGACCCUGGAAAGUGAGCCGGUCUGUGUGCUCAAGGAGCGUGGCAUGAACGCGGAGGCGUGGAAGAAGCUUCGCUACAUCGCCCCGCCCUGCAGACCCUCUGACCUGGCUCAGCCGCAAGCUGGGCAGCAGCUGCAUGCUGGCCAGCAGCAUUCUGGCCAACCAUGGCAUGCUGGCAAGCAAUGGCAUGCCAAGCAGAAAGAUGGCAAACAGCAAGAUGGGCUGUCAGCCUCUUCCAAGUGA
Molecule: messenger RNA, 1686 nt
Organism: Symbiodinium natans
Lineage: Eukaryota; Dinophyceae; Suessiales; Symbiodiniaceae
Source: the annotation of a GenBank genome assembly